AUAGACAUAACACUUAAUUUAACAUCGGUUGCGAGUAAUUCCAGAAAGUUUAAAAUAAAGCUGUUAAUUAAGAAAACUAUAUUUGAGGUGAUCAAUGAGAAUAAAAUAAUAAAAAAAAAUUAACCACAGUGUUUCACUUCAAGACAACAUUUUUAUUUACAUCGAUGGUCAGGUAUUUGUCGAGUGGAUUUUAUUUUCCAUUAGCAGUCUAUCAACAAUGAACCCCAACAGUGUCACUAACAUUUCAAAACACCAGUUAGGUGACAAGACGAUUUUAAAUAGCGCAGAUACGCUACGAAGUCUUAGAAAAAAAAGAAUAGAGUUUGGCUACUACUGCUACAAUUUUAAACAACGAGGUUUCAAUGUACUUAUGAGUUCAAACAGGAUGGACUUUAUCAUAGUGAUGAACGAUGGAAAUAUGAGUAAACAGAAGCCUCGACGAGUUAAAUUGCCUUACAGAGGAAUUGGGAAUGAAAAGAUUGCAUUUGAAAUCAUAUCACUUCAUAGGGAAUUUCAGGUAAACCUGAACAACGUAAAAAUUUUAAAUUACACAUCUGCAUUAGAUUGCUAUGAUUCGUUUAAAGCAGUCGGUAUCCCAAAUCUAGAUCUUUAUAUGACAUGAAACGUUUUCACAACAUAGACAAGUGGACCCAUGCGCGGGUGAACGAGGUUCAGUAAAUAAAACAACUUUUUUUCAUUAACUGCCUGAAUUUACUUUGUGCAUUAUUAGCAUAUUUUGCAAACAAUUAAAUAUAUUUUGAUAGUUUCAAUAAAUCAGUCAGCUGUUAGAUAUAGACCUUGGAACUAUUAAUAAAUGUUUGAUCUAAC
This is a messenger RNA of Physella acuta, 828 nucleotides long. RefSeq lists its product as uncharacterized. The record is from RefSeq and is a predicted model, not a curated record. NCBI's taxonomy places the organism in Eukaryota, Metazoa, Mollusca, Gastropoda, Physidae.